Hylaeus anthracinus is the source of this 2087-nucleotide messenger RNA. RefSeq lists its product as uncharacterized. Bases 355 to 1146 code for a protein of 263 amino acids. The record is from RefSeq and is a predicted model, not a curated record. Lineage: Eukaryota; Metazoa; Arthropoda; Insecta; Hymenoptera; Colletidae. The transcript is spliced from 3 exons.
CCGCGUGGCGCUAUCGUCGUGGGGGUGAGGGUCGGGGGUAAGUCGACGGAACUAGACGAUGUUCGUUCGAGGGAGGGAACGGAGUGUGGAGAUAGUCGACGAGGACGCUGGGUGGUGAGUGGCCACCUUUUCGUAGGUCCUCGGCAAGGUCCUACCGUCAGGGCCGCAGGACCGUUUUGUUUCCUCCGUUUCUCGCGUUCCUCGAGGGAAACAAGAGAAAGACAGAUCGAUAGACCGGCGGCCAGUGUGCUCGGCUAGGUCGUCUCUGCGUGUCGGGUGCGUGAAGGUGCGUGUUUUUCUCGCGUGGAUCGGGAGGACCGCUGGGACGCAGGGAUCGUCGACGGGGUGCGGCCGAUGAUGGUGAAGGCCCCGAGCAUGGGACCCUCGGCUGGCAGCCAGGGGAACAGGAAGAUCCACCCGGGGCCCGAGAUCUCGAUGAAUCCGAGGGAUCUGCCGACAGCGAACGCUCCUACACUCCCGGGUAUACGAACAGAUGGCAACUCUUUCGGCAAGGCAACCUCGAUCUUCAAUCCCCAGGUGGACGUCUCGACCCAGGUGGAUCUGCAUGGCGGUUUUGGUGCGUCGGGUGGUAACAUUAGCAUCGACUGGGAUCGUAGAGCGACCCCGCUCUACUCCCGCGAGGACAUCAAAGAGCAGUAUUGCAUAACCAGUAGGCAAUUGGACGCUGUCGAGAAAUCCGAGGGUGGGUUCUUCGGUUGCCUGUCGACGAGAGGGCCAUCGCCGUGCAGCGCCGCGCGAACCUCGAUCCUCUCCGCUUGCGUAAGAAGCGUCCCCAGCGACGAGAACCUCUGCGACGCUCCCUAUCCCAGACGAUCCCUCCAAAUCAUGUUCCGUCAACCUCAUUCGACCUAUUCGAGGGGUCUGUACCGUUACGACUUCGAGGAUGAAGCCGACUGGAUCGAGAGUUCCUACUUGCGGCGUCGACCCAGAUCCUUCUGCACUGUGUCCGAUCCGAAAAGGAAACUUUGUAUUUUUAUCUCCUCUGUGAUGGAGCUGACACAGAGGGACGAAGUCAGUCAAGUAUCGUUACAUGACCUCGAACUCAAGAAAUCCCUUGAUCAUCGCAUUGUGAUAUAUUUAUCGAUAAACUCGAAGAUCAUUCCGAAAAUAAAUAAUUCUGAAUGAGCGAUAAUUACCAACUACCUACCAAAAGAGUUUCGAUCGAUCUUGCCGCGCGAGUUUAUAAGAAAACUACUUUCUGCCUCGCGACGCGUUAAUCACUAGUCGUACAGCGAAUUUACUACUGGUUUCGCUAUAACGAUGACAACGUUCAUGGAGUGUAAAGAGAUUUACUGCCACCGAAGAAAAUAUCUGGACUUUCACGGUGCCGUGAUUCGACGACAUAAAUAUCCUGAAGUGGCAGAAAGGAAAAUUAACCGCUUUCCCAUAGAGUGCAGAGCUCCGAUUAAAUCUCAAGAUGGAGCUUGACAAAGUAUAACGUUAUCAUUCAAAUUCCAAUUUCUAUUUAACGAGUGAUUUAUGGAAAGUUCUGUACCUUUUUUUUUUUUUUUUUGAUAUUCGAGACUUUCAUUCAGAUUCUAAUUCUAAUCCUUGUCUUGCAUCUGGAUAGCAUCAGCUGUUUCGAAGGUAGUAGUAAGAGAUUACGGGUUCGACGACGCGUUGAGUGGUUCAGUUUAUUUCUAAUUGGCGCGAGUGGUGCACAGAAGCUUCAAUGACGACGUUGUUUCAAGGUUGCGUGUAAACGAUCGAUGAAAAAUUAUGUUCCCGGAGUAAAUUGAUGUAUUUAUACGUUAUCGGCGUAUCGACGCGAAAACUGCAGCUAUAAAUGCGACACGUGGCGAGUCGAUUUUAUAUAAGGUGUACCCAGAAGCUACAAUAGAAAACAAACAUCGACAGCUAACACAAAUGUUUACCUGUAACACACACAAGCGUAGUUUACUAUUAAACGUUUCGAUCAAAGAUUUAGAUUCUCUCCUUGGUAUAACGGAUUAUAUAAACACGGCGUUUGACCUGGGAGGUGAAAUAAAAUUUAUUAUUCGUAUUGGCAGUUAUUUCCUUUAUUUUUGUAAGAUUUUUUUUAACGAAACAAAAGCAUGGUACGAGGA